Molecule: messenger RNA, 1114 nt
Organism: Danio rerio (zebrafish)
Lineage: Eukaryota; Metazoa; Chordata; Actinopteri; Cypriniformes; Danionidae
Gene: alx4b
Product: ALX homeobox 4b
Biological process (GO): animal organ development; regulation of DNA-templated transcription; regulation of transcription by RNA polymerase II
Cellular component (GO): nucleus
Molecular function (GO): sequence-specific double-stranded DNA binding; DNA binding; DNA-binding transcription factor activity, RNA polymerase II-specific
Source: RefSeq, marked validated
GGUGUGGUUUCAGAAUCGCCGGGCAAAUGGAGAAAACGAGAACGCUUUGGUCAAAUGCAGCAGGUUCGGACACACUUCUCAACAGCCUAUGAGCUUCCUCUUCUUACACGGCCAGAAAACUAUGCACAGAUUCAGAACCCGUCUUGGCUAAGCGGCAGCAGUUCGGCCUCUCCAGUGCCAGGCUGUGUGGUACCUUGUGAUACUGUUUCUUCCUGCAUGACUCCUCAUCCUCACUCUGCCAGCGGCGUGUCUGAUUUCCUCGGUAUGCCAAGUCCAGGUGGCAGCAUGGCGCAGACACACAUGGGCAGUCUUUUUGGGAGCUCAGGAGUAGGUGGAACCAUUAACGGUUAUGAUCUCAGCGUCGAGCCCGAUCGCAAAUCCUCCAGCAUCGCCAGCCUGCGCAUGAAGGCGAAGGAGCACAGCGCCGCCAUCUCUUGGGCAACAUGAUGCCUUCAUCUGGGAAACAGAAGAACCAGAUAACCUCAGCCCCAAGCCGUCAGCACUAAUGAGGUGAAAGUUUAUGGCAUCUGGAGCCAAUAUGGACAUGAGAAAUGGAGGCUGGAAGCUUUAAAACACUUGUAGGAGAUUUAAUAUUAAGGUUCUGUAAAGGAAGUGGAUUGUGCAGUGGGACAUUGUGCUAGAAUAAGAGGAAACUGAUGGGCCAGUUUGAACAGAGAGAUGUUUGGUUAAAAUAACUUUUUAUGUAACAUUAAAAAAAAAAAAUCUAUAUGCACUAUUUUCCCCUAUUAUUCAUAGACAUUUGCACUGCCAUUUAAAGAAAAACAAGGUUGCAUUUAUUUAAUCAAAAGAAUACAAACAUUGAAGCUUUAUAAAUAUAUCCAAUGGAUCCUUGGUUAAUACAGAUCUUGACCUGUAGUAGUGACCUUUACUGACCCCAAAUGGUAGAUAUCCUAAAGAAGAAUAUAUUCUAGGGCUGCACGAUAUUGGAAAAAUUUGAUAUUGUGAUUUUUUAUUGUUCUGCGAUAAAUAAUGCGAUAUGAAAAUCUGAUGCUUUAGAAAAUAGCACUAAAUAAAUAGCACUAUUUGACAGCUUUCUGGGGAGUAAUUGAGCAAAUGAAUGAUCACAAUACAACAAUAAAUACUUGUCUUACUU